GUACAUACGUUCAGAGUACCCUUGUGUCGUCUGCUGGAACGCAGGCGGACUUACUUCUUCCAUUUUUUGAAUCGGAUUAUUUCGAACUUUUAUGUCGUGUUUUAAUCAAUGCGAUGCGUUUUAUCUAUCGUACAUCACUUUUAAACAACGUCAUCUGCAUAAAGAAUCAAUGACGAUGUCCUAGACUAUAUAGCGGUCAGAUUUUAUCAACAGCGGAUUUUGUUUAUAUUUACAUUUUGAAUAAAUGAGAGACCUUCAUAUUAUCUUCACACUUCCGGAUUAUUGACAGAUAUAAUACUGUGAAAAGGAUUUAACUGAUCCAUCGACACAUAAUUUUGUUGUCUGAAAGUGGAUUAAACAUGAAUCAAAACGAAGAGAAGCCAUACGAUGCGUUACAAAAUGGCGCACGUCAGCGGAAGACGGACACAGGCUCCGAGUACGGAUCGGUUGUCAUCGAGGAAGUCAAGUUGAAGAAGGAAGUCGGAUUGAUUGGCGGGAUUUCUUUAAUAGUUGGAACUAUUAUAGGCUCUGGUAUUUUCAUAUCACCAAAAGGUGUUCUCGACAUGACCGGGUCUGUUGGCCUAUCAUUGGUCGUUUGGGCCGGAAGUGGCGUUUUGGCAUUAUUAGGGUCCCUUUGUUAUUCUGAACUUGGCACGCUUAUAAGGAAAUCGGGCGGGGAGUAUGCCUACCUGAUGGAAGCAUUUGGGCCAAUACCAGCGUUCCUGUACGCCUGGAACUCUGUUAUCGUAAUUCGACCUUCAUCUAUAGCCAUCAUUUGUUUGACAUUUGCUGAAUACGUCACGACUUUCUUUCCAAAUUGUGGCACACCUCCGAUCCCGAUGAAAAUUGUAGCAGCUGCAGCAAUAGUGACGUUGAUGAUAGUUAAUAGCUUGAGCGUGAGGGUGGCGGCAAAAGUACAAAUCGUGUUCACGGCAGCAAAACUCAUCGCCCUCGGAAUUAUCAUGGUCGGUGGAAUUGUCAGACUUGCUCAAGGUCACACAACCCAGUUUGAUGACAGUUUUAAAGGUACUACACAGUCGCCUUCUGUCAUUGCUCUAGCAUUUUACCAGGCACUUUGGGCCUAUGACGGCUGGAAUAACCUGAACUACGUUACAGAAGAAAUCGAGAAACCAGAAAUAAAUCUCCCACGAGCAAACAUUUUAGGCGUUGCCUUGGUAACAGUGGUUUACAUCUUCACCAACAUCUCGUAUUUGACCGCAAUGUCGGCUGCUGAACUAUUGGAUUCGAGCGCCGUUGCCGUGACAUGGGGUGAUAGAGUUCUGCAGAGUGCAUCUGUUAUAUUGCCGAUUGCCGUUUUAUUUUCUACAUACGGGUCUGCCAAUGGGACGGUAUUUAGCGGCGGAAGAGUUGUUUACGUUGCUGGAAGGGAGGGGCAUCUGCCAGAAUUAUUGUCAUAUGUUCAUGUUAAAUAUUUGACACCGAUGCCAUCUGUUGUAUUUACGUGUUGUAUUGCGUUAGUCAUGAUUGGUAUUAGUAAUAUUGGAACGCUUGUGGAUUUCUUCAGUUUUACGGCCCUGUGA
Ruditapes philippinarum (Manila clam) is the source of this 1541-nucleotide messenger RNA. RefSeq names its product b(0,+)-type amino acid transporter 1-like. Gene Ontology annotation, biological process: amino acid transmembrane transport. Lineage: Eukaryota; Metazoa; Mollusca; Bivalvia; Venerida; Veneridae. Bases 360 to 1541 code for a protein of 393 amino acids. Gene Ontology annotation, molecular function: L-amino acid transmembrane transporter activity. The record is from RefSeq and is a predicted model, not a curated record. Gene Ontology annotation, cellular component: membrane. The transcript is spliced from 11 exons.